ACGAAGAAAGCUAAGCCCGCCCCCGUGACGUCACGUGUCUGGACGCUUUGGGUUCUGGCCGCUUGUUCCGCUCUGCAGUCGUUCCCGGUUUACUUUGCCAUAUUCGGGAUCCGCAGCUGAACCGCGGAGCGCAAGCCUGACACCGGCUCCGGGGUGCAGGCUGUUCUCGCAGGACUGUUGUUGCUGUCGAGUCCGAAUGGCCGCCAUUUUGUGACAGGGCCGCUGGAGAGCUACGGAGCCACGGACUCAUGUGACUGGUCCCCGGUCUGAGAGAAGAGCUGCCCCCGGGCCUGUGUUCCCCCGGCCCCCGGGUGGAGCGGGCUGGGGGGCGGGAGAGUUGUGGCAGUGAAAAGCCCGGCCUGUCAGUCUUCAAGAGAGAGACCGGACCUGCACAUGGGACGCUUAUCUCCCUGAGUCUACUGCUGGGACCUGGCUGCCAUCAUGGAUGAGCAGCAGGCUCUGGACUCCAUCAUGCAGGAUCUGGUUGUCCUUCACAAGGCCAGCAGACCGUCCCUGCCUCUGCAUGAAUCCAGCGCAACCAAGACCACCUCUCCCAAGAAGCAGAAUGAUGUACGCGUUAAGUUUGAACAUCGUGGAGAGAAGAGGAUCCUUCAGUUCCCCCGGCCGGUCUUGUUGGAAGACUUGUUCGCUAAAGCUAAGGUCGCCUUCGGGCAGUGCAUGGAUCUCCACUACAGCAAUAAUGAGCUGGUGAUCCCAUUGAAAACCCAGGAUGAUCUGGACAAGGCGGUGGAGCUGCUGGACAGGAGCUCUCACAUGAAGAGCCUGAAGAUCCUGCUGGUCCUCCAUGUUCACAGCCAGGCCACCCGCCUAUGUGAUAUGGAGCACAUGCCUUCCCUAGAAGAUCUGGAUAACACUGUGUUUGGAGGGACUGAGACGAAGGACAGGAUGCCUAUUAUUGGAAAUCACACCAGGGAUAGGAGUUCUCCACCUCCAGGUUACAUUCCGGAUGAGCUGCACCAAGGGGUUCGAAAUGGAUCCUUCACAAGCAUUAACAGCGAAGGGGAGUUCAUUCCAGAGAGCAUGGACCAGAUGCUGGACCCUCUGUCUCUCAGCAGUCCUGAAAACUCUGGCUCUGGCAGCUGCCCAUCUCUUGAUAGCCCUUUAGAUGGGGAAAGUUAUCACAAGUCGAGAAUGCCAAGAGCUCAGAGCUACCCUGAUAACUACCAGGAGUUUUCAGAAUACGACAUUCCAGUGUUUGAGAAAUUUGGAAAGGGUGGCACGUACCCACGGAGAUACCACAUCUCAUACCUUCAUCAAGAUUACAGCGAUGGCCGAAAAACAUUUCCAAGAGCCAGAAGAACCCAGGGGAACAGCUUCCGCUCUCCAGUCAGCUUCAGCCCCACUGAUCACUCCCUAAGCACCAGCAGUGGCAGCAGCGUUUUCACCCCAGAGUACGACGACAACCGGUUGCGGAGAAGAGGGAGCGACAUAGACAACCCCACUCUGACGGUGAUGGAUAUAAGUCCCCCCAGUCGAUCACCACGUGCCCCAUCAAACUGGAGACUUGGGAAACUGUUAGGGCAGGGGGCCUUCGGCAGGGUGUACCUGUGCUACGAUGCCGACACUGGGAGAGAACUGGCUGUGAAGCAAGUCCAGUUUGAUCCAGACAGUCCGGAGACCAGUAAGGAAGUGAAUGCUCUGGAGUGUGAAAUUCAGUUGCUGAAAAACUUACUUCACGAGCGCAUCGUUCAGUAUUAUGGCUGCUUGAAAGAUUCCCAGGAGAAGACGCUCUCUAUAUUCAUGGAGUACAUGCCAGGGGGAUCAAUAAAGGACCAACUUAAGGCGUACGGAGCACUUACAGAGUUUGUGACACGGAAAUACACCCGCCAGAUCCUGGAGGGCGUCUAUUAUUUGCACAGUAACAUGAUUGUACAUAGAGAUAUUAAAGGAGCUAAUAUUCUGAGAGAUUCUUCAGGCAACGUCAAACUGGGAGACUUUGGAGCCAGCAAACGCCUCCAGACCAUCUGCCUCUCUGGUACUGGAAUGAAGUCUGUCACCGGCACGCCGUACUGGAUGAGCCCAGAGGUUAUCAGUGGGGAAGGUUAUGGAAGAAAAGCAGAUAUCUGGAGCGUUGGAUGUACGGUUGUGGAAAUGCUAACUGAGAAACCCCCAUGGGCUGAGUUUGAGGCCAUGGCCGCCAUUUUUAAAAUCGCCACCCAACCCACCAACCCACAGUUGCCAGCAAAUGUAUCAGACCACACACGGGACUUCCUGAAAAGGAUUUUUGUAGAAGCUAAACUGAGGCCGUCGGCUGAAGAACUCCUUAGGCACACGUUUGCCCAGUGUCACUAGUGACUUCCCACCUCCGUUCAGCUCUUCCUCUUUGCUCCGUUCCUUCCUUCCAAAGCUGAUGGCACUUUUACAAGCCGACUAACGACAAGAGAGAUUGUCCCAUUCCUCUUGAUGAUUGAUUCCUCCGGCCUGGAGGUCUAUGGUCUAGUGACGGUUGUGGCUCAAAACUCUUGUUUUUUUUUUUUCCCACAAGGUACAGCGACGUUACUCGGUCUAAGCACUUUAGAAGAUUUUCCUUCCCAGUCAGGUAGAGACGGGAACCUUCUGGUACAAAAGAGGAGGAAAAUGUUUGUGAAGGACGUGAGCCAUCUGGCAUGUGGCAGCUUUACAAUGUGCCCGGGGGGUGGCACUGCUGGGGAUCACAGCUGCUUUUCAUUAUUUAAGUGUUUGAUGUUUUCGGUUCUCACUGUCGGUCUGAUCGGUUUACGUCAUGUGCAUAAGGGAGCCCAUCAGCAGGAAAGGGCCCCUGUAGGUUGCCAACAUGUAGUCAGCCCCUCCUAACAUUGAACCUGUGGUUGCUAAAUAGUGAGAAGUAUAUGGUCAUGUCACAUGAUUUGUCCUGGUCCCUGACUGGCAGGGGGGGGGGGGGGGGGGAAUCUUGUAUAUAUUUUAUACCAAACACUUGCUUAAAGGGGUUUUCCAGGAAUUUGAUAUUGAUUACGGAUCCUCAGAAUCGACAAUCGGUAUCAAAUCGGCUCUCACAGGAGCACCACCGCCUCCUUACAGCUUACCAAGCACAGCACCAUCCAUGGUGGUAGUGGCCGUGCUUGGAAUUGCAGCUCGGGCCCAGUCACUUGAAUUGGACUGAGCUGCGCCUUGGCCAUGUGACCGUUGAACGUGACGUGACUGGCCUAGGAAGAGGCUGCAGCACUCGCAGGAGCGCCGUGACCUCUUCAGACAGCUGAUGCGUGAGCGUGCUGGGAGUCGGGCCCCACUGAUCAGAAAUUGAUGACCUAUUCUAGGAAUAAGUCCUCAAUAGAAGUGCAGGAACAUCCCUUUUAAAAAUUUGCAAAAAGUAUGUGUGCACGAGUCCUUAUAAGUGGAAUGCACCCACCAGGUUAGUGUAAUUGGGGCCUUUUACAGAUUCUUGCUGAUGGUUUCCCUUGAGCUAGAGGCAUUGACCUUCCUUUUUGCCCAUUGAUUUCAGUCCUAUUUGUGGUCCCUAUGCUUUCCUCACAGAACACAAAGGGAAGAUGAGGCAGAUUGAUUACGCAGACUAUCACCAAAAGUUCGCUACUAGAUUUACACAUGGGUUUGGUUGAAGCUGCUUUCUUGAGAUCUGGGGGUCAAUGGGUACACGUCUGAAUGAAACUUGAAUAACUGAUGUUAAAUUAGCGGGAUUGUGCGUUCAUCCUCUGUUCCACAAGGGAGGACGCCAUCAUGGCUGCCUACUGUCUUUUGUUUUUACAUGUUUUGUCCUUUGUUUUUAUCUUUGUGCUUUUGAGCAACCCCGAAGCGCUGCGCAUCAAUUCCAGACGUCUCCAAGGUCAUCAGGAAGAUUUGACUGGUCUGUGUGCGCGCCGUUUUAUUUUCACCUCUGUGGUACAGGGUUUAGUAUAUUUCUCAGGCAGGUGGACGGCCUUAGCGGCUACACAUUAGGGCAAUUCCACUUUUUGAUUUAAAAAAAAUAAUAAUAAUUUGUACCCUAAUUAGUGAUCUGUAAAAGUGUGAAUAAUGCAAGUGCGUUUAUCAAGUGGGUUCUUAGUUGUGAGGCAGUAAUUUUGACUGCAUUUUUCUGCCAAAAUGCACAGAAAAUGUGUCCUUUUUAUUCUCAUCUUCUAAGGUGAUGACUAGGCUGUGCUAUCCCCUUAUGAUCACUAGAGGUCUAAACUCUGGGGCCCCAUUGAUUUUGUGAAAGAAGGAGCUGCAGUACUGAAAUAGUGCUCCCGCUCACCUACAGGGGACUGCAGCUGGCCCUGCUCAUUUGAAUGAGGCCUAUUGCACAUGACCGUAUGACUUUUUCGGUGUUUUGUGGUCCGCAUGACAUCCGUGUGCAUUCCGUUUUUUGCGGAACGGAACAUCUGGCCCCUAAUAGAACAGUACUAUUGUCCUUGUCCGUUAUGCGGACAAUUACAGGACAUGUUCUGUCUUUGAACGGAGAUACAAGUUUGUGUGCAUAAGGCUGUACGGCAGUGGCCAUCCAGGACUUUGCCCUGCAGGAUAGAAGAAUAAGGGGGUGACGGCACUAAGUCAGCACUGCUGUCCCCUUCAUUCUCAGGAUUGUGGGGUUCUCACUGUUUGUGAAGUGGCAUCCCCUAGUAAUGAUGGUAAUACCCCUUUAAGUACUGCACGGCGCCGUCCUGCUUUUUGCAGCAGCUCUUACGCCUGUCCUAUAGAGAGGGGCCCCAUCCUCUUUAGAGAACCAGGGCCCCCAUUUAAGCAGUACUGUUAUAGUGUCUUUGCCAGUUUGUCUCUCGUUGCAGUAUUUGCAGGUUUUGGUACUUUUAGAAGCCAUAAUCGUGGAGCCCGGACUGCGUUUUCCUUCCUGUUAACCAUUUAUUCUGUUGCCCUAUAACUGCAAUUCAUACAGCGAGGGGCACUAGUGUCCCCAAAAAUUGUUAUUGCCCCUUAGAAAUUCCGUUGAUCGUGUUGCUGGCACAUUAGCUCCAAACAGUCCAGCAGCAUGAUGGUGUCAGCUGCGGGUCUCGUUACCGCCAAUUAGUGCAGCCCCUUCCUGUAGCGAGCCGCCGGUCAAAAUGCUGCCGCAUCAACGUGUAGGCUGGGGGCUUGUCUCAAAAGCCAUUCCUGACCCUCUUGGUCUUGAGCAGUUAUUAACAGUGCCUUUUAACUUGUGUCCGUGUGAUUGUGUUUUGUAUCAAUGUCAUGUAUGUGGUUUUUAUGUGCACUCGUGUAAACAUGUAUGUAUGUAUAUAGGUUAUGUGUGUGUCCAGAGGUACGCAGAUGAGAUUCUCUAUGGCUGUACGCAGAAAGUGCCAAAUGUAUAUUCAUGUCUGUACAUUCCUGUAGUUCUUGGAUUGUAUCUAAUCUGAAUGCUUGAGUAUUGCAGUGUAUUCCUUGGGGGGGGGGGGGGGGGGGUCAGUUCUUUCUAAGUUAAAGGGGUUUUAUGUACAUAAAGCUUAAUCAUUGUAUAAUGAAAAGUUUUGCAUUUCUCUAAUGUUUCAGUUCCUCACCGUUUUCAAAGUCUGUGUUUGCUGUCAGGGAAUGGAACAUUCUUGUUUAAAGUCGCCCUCCAGGCAGGAGCUCAGAAAUAAUUUGUAAUUUUUAACUCUGCUCCAUUAGGGCAGAGCUGUGAUCUGUGACUACAGCUUAGCUACAGUGCCUAACAGUGGGGUGAGGUAGUCGGAGACACACCCACUGUCUCAUUAUUGGCUGAAUCUGCUCCUUGGCCCCUCCCCCUGCCAGAUUAGCUGUUGUAGAUAUCCACAUGCAUAGAGGGCUUCUAUUUAGGAACAGUGCUAGAAUACGGAUUAUAACGUGUUUUUUUGUGUAGUUCGUUGCCUCCUGCUGUUCAUAUACUUGCAUAGUAUGGUGCCCCCUGGUGUUCAUAUACUUGCAUAGUAUGGUGCCCCUUGGUAUUCAAAUACUUGCAUAGUAUGGCGCCUUCUGUUUUGCAUGUACUUGUAUAGUGCCCCUUGCUGUCACAGUAUAUAGCAGUGUAUACGUCCACCUCCAGAGCUGUUCACUGCAGGCCAGCCUCUGCAGUACAUGGCAGUAUAGCUGAGAAGACCCGUUCUCCAGGGGGAAGUAGGAAAGGACUAUUUUGUCAGCUGCCAGAGGAGGAAGGAGACUGAUUCUGCCCACAGGCCGUUCCCAGCAACACAGAUUACCAGCAGCAUCCUAGGGGACACAUGGUGGCAAAAAUUGGUGAAAAGGGGUAUUUUAUGCCAGAAUCUCUGCAGUUGAUUUUAUCACAGUUAUUACCAGCCUUUUCGGGGAUCUCAACAUGACCAUGUUUUAUGGGACUGCCCCGAGACCAUGCUUUAUGGCACAGCCCGGGUCCCAGCCCUGAUACAUUGCAGCAGGAUAUAGAGAGAUUGGAUACAAUUGUAGCAAAUCAUCAGCUGUGAGAAGGUAUUCGGUUUGUAGUGGCUGGAUGUGAACAAGAAUGUUCCUAUUUACUCACAGCAAGCAGAGAUCUUAAAAAAAUUGAUUUAUAUUAGAAAUAUGCAAAGCUUUUCAUUAAAUCGGAGGACUUUCCAUAUUUAUGUUAAAGUGCGGCGUCCAUAGACUCGGGGUAGAGUGAUGGUAUACGGCGCAGGCCGGACCAAACUCUUGGGUUUUGCUAUUUACGGUACUUUAUUUUUUAUUUUAUUUUUUACUCCUUAAAUGCCAAAGAUGUGUCAUGUAUGUAACAGAAUUAUUUACUCCCUUUUGUGUGGUUCAGGUCUCAUGUAAAACCUUAACCCCCUCAUUAGACAUUACAGGAACUGCCGGCAGCCAUAUCUUAUCAGAUCCCACCAGACCCUCAAGUAACAACUCUGCUACUGCCGCUGGGUGAGCUGGUCCCAGGCUCCAUAGGAAUGCUGUACUGAGGAGGGGAAUCGCACCGACUCAAUGCACCAUUUUAUUUGGUGAUACAAAGGCCAUAGCCAGUAAAUCCCACCUCUCGGACUCCAGUGAGGAGGGUGUCAUGUGGUCUGCCUUGGCUCUGCCGAAUUGCUGGGUCCUCCAUGGAGGGCAGGGGCAUACAAUUAAGCCAUUUGGGCCGUUCAGUGGGUUAUAGGGAGGGUUCAUCAGGGUUAUUGCUGCUCAGUUGGUGUUCAGGUCUGGCAGGUUCGGGAUCACCCAGGUUAAUAUCUGAUAUUUCCUCUGUCAUGAUCUAUGUUCGGUGCCCCAAACAUCCACCAGUCCACACCGUCAGUGCCUGACCAAUAUCAGCCAGCAGUGGCGGGCAGUACCUAAAACGGGGGAACAGGUUACAUAGCUCAAUAAAUGAACCUGCUGCUCAGGCGAAGUGCAGACAUCUUAUCUACAGGAUGGGUGAUAAAUGUGUGAUUGCUGGGGUCCAACUGCUGUGACCACAAGACUGGGGCCCGAGUCCAUUUUGUAAAUGGAACAUGUACACACUUGAAACCACCGCUCCAGUUGCUUCUGUGGGACUGACCGAGAUGGCAGACGCUGUAGUCAGCAGUCCCAUACACACUGUAUGGAGUGGCGCUCAUUUAUGUGCUCCAGUCACACAGAGGACUCGUGGUCCUAGCGUUUGGGCCCCAAGUGAUCAUACAUUUACCCAACCCCUUCAUGUUUUAAGGACCCACUUCUCACCAGACUAUUAAAAUGCCUUAUGAUUCUGAAUGAGCUUCUGCUCUGGUGUAAUCGACUUUCUCCUUUGCUCUUUGGCGCAAGAAUAUGGAGCCAGACGCAUGUUCAUCUGACUGGAGACUGACUUGCAGUAUGUAGAUAUCGAGACCCUACUGUGGAAAGUGAUAGGUCAGGGUUCAGCAAUUUCCAGUAUUGCAGCUGUUGUGAAACUACAAGUCACAGCAGGCACACUUGCUUGGCUGUUAUCGAAAGUCCCACAGAAGUGCAUGGAGCAUGUUAGGAGUUGUAUUCUCACAACAGCUGGAGGGUGCUGAACGCUAUAAUAGGCUAAGGCUGGGGUCAUACAUCCAGAGUCCGUAUUCUAGUCCUGACUGUGUAUUUUCUGACCUGAACUUGCAGUAUUAUAAGGAUCUAUGAGUUGGUCAUUAAACCCGUCUGAAUGUGUAAAUCUGAUACAGAUAAUUAAGUGCAUUUAAUACUGCAAAACCUAAGCCCAAUGAGUUACUAGUAAAAGCAUAACUGUUGUCUGUAGCCUAGACUGCACAAGUGGAUGCAGCUGCUGAGGAAGAUGCAGAGGCAGGAGUGGAUGCAGCUGCAGGGGGAGAUGCAGAGGCAGGAGUGGAUGCAGCACGCGGGGGGAGAUGCAGAGGUAGGAGUGGAUGCAGCUGCAGGGGGAGAUGCAGAGGCAGGAGUGGAUGCAGCACGCGGGGGGAGAUGCAGAGGUAGGAGUGGAUGCAGCUGCAGGGAGAGAUGCAGAGGCAGGAGUGGAUGCAGCUGUUGGGGAAGAUGCAGAGGCAGGAGUGGAUGCAGCUUCUGGGGAAGAUGCAGAGGCAGGAGUGGAUGCAGCUUCUGGGGGAGAUGCAGAGGCAGGAGUGGAUGCAGCCGCUGGGGAGAUGCAGAGGCAGGAGUGGAUGCAGCCGCAGGGGGAGAUGCAGAGGUAGGAGUGGAUGCAGCUGCUUGGGAAGAUGCAGAGGUAGGAGUGGAUGCAGCCGCUGGGGAGAUGCAGAGGCAGGAGUGGAUGCAGCCGCAGGGGGAGAUGCAGAGGCAGGAGUGGAUGCAGCUUCUGGGGAAGAUGCAGAGGCAGGAGUGGAUGCAGCUUCUGGGGGAGAUGCAGAGGCAGGAGUGGAUGCAGCUGCUGGGGAAGAUGCAGAGGCAGGAGUGGAUGCAGCCGCUGGGGAGAUGCAGAGGCAGGAGUGGAUGCAGCCGCAGGGGGAGAUGCAGAGGCAGGAGUGGAUGCAGCCGCUGGGGAAGAUGCAGAGGCAGGAGUGGAUGCAGCCGCUGGGGAAGAUGCAGAGGCAGGAGUGGAUGCAGCCGCUGGGGAAGAUGCAGAGGCAGGAGUGGAUGCAGCCGCUGGGGAAGAUGCAGAGGCAGGAGUGGAUGCAGCCGCUGGGGAAGAUGCAGAGGCAGGAGUGGAUGCAGCUGCUGGAGAAGAUGCAGAGGCAGGAGUGGAUGCAGCCGCUGGGGAGAUGCAGAGGCAGGAGUGGAUGCAGCCGCUGGGGAGAUGCAGAGGCAGGAGUGGAUGCAGCCGCAGGAGGAGAUGCAGAGGCAGGAGUGGAUGCAGCCGCAGGGGGAGAUGCAGAGGCAGGAGUGGAUGCAGCCGCUGGGGAAGAUGCAGAGGCAGGAGUGGAUGCAGCCGCUGGGGGAGAUGCAGAGGCAGGAGUGGAUGCAGCCGCAGGGGGAGAUGCAGAGGCAGGAGUGGAUGCAGCCGCAGGGGGAGAUGCAGAGCAGGAGUGGAUGCAGCCGCUGGGGGAGAUGCAGAGGCAGGAGUGGAUGCAGCCGCUGGGGGAGAUGCAGAGGCAGGAGUGGAUGCAGCCGCAGGGGGAGAUGCAGAGGCAGGAGUGGAUGCAGCCGCAGGGGGAGAUGCAGAGGCAGGAGUGGAUGCAGCCGCAGGGGGAGAUGCAGAGCAGGAGUGGAUGCAGCCGCUGGGGGAGAUGAAGCAGUACGUGAUUGGCGUCUUGCAAGCCUGGGCUCAUCUUCCUAUAUUUGUCAAUUGCAUUUUUUCCUUUGUCAGCACGCUGCAUUAUGGUAAAUUUUAGAUAAAUAUUUAUUUUUUCCUGCUCCAUAUUCCAGGUGACCAGGGAGAGUUUCGUAGCCAGCACUGGCAUUGGCCACAGACCGUGGCUCGUGCUGACAAUGUUGUGACAGAUUGAAGUUACGUCAUGACGCGGCUUGUCAGGUCUUUUGUAAACCAUUGUAUAGUAGAAAAGGUUUGACAACUGUGUCAUUUCCUUUUUGUGGUUCAUUACCUCAUUGGUUGUAUUCUGCUUCCUGGCAAUGAAUAGAAUAAUUUCUUUUUCAAUGUAUUAACGUAAAUCACAGUAGUUGGUCUUCUGCUCACGCACCCAUUGCUAAUAGAGAAGAAUACGGCGCAUGGCGAGAACAUAGGCCUGCACAUGGCGUGCUGAUGGGACCCGCUGCGCUGCUGAACAUGGCAUGGCCUUGCUUUUGAGCUGGACUAGGCUUACAUAUGCCACAAUACAAUGAAAAUAUGGUACUUGUGUAGUUCUCCCAGUAAUUCCACAGCUCAGGGUUUGCUCCAGUUGUGUGCAGCCUAGACACCCCUGUGUGCGCUAACUACAUCUGUCACACAGGUCUCUCUCCUGUCCUGAUGAUUUGCAACAAUGUAUCGGCCAUCCAGGCUGGUUACCCCACAGAUGAUUAUUUAGACUGGAUACAAUUUGAACAAACCCUCAGGUGUGAGGUAUUGGGUUAGGAUGAUUUUUUAAAGGGGUUCGUCCCCUUAAUGGUGAGACCUGCAAAAUGAUAGCAUACUUGCCUGGUACAUCGCUGUUUCCUGGCUCCUUCACUCUCUGUCCUUGGCUGCCUCGCUGGGGCCCCCCGCUGUCCACAUCCACGUUGAUGCAGCAGUGGUGACCUCUAAACCCCUCCCCUUGUGCCAGUGGGGGAAGGCAGGUCACAGCUGCAGCCAGCGAUUGACUGCAGUGGAGGACCUGAGCAAGGCUGGGGAGCAGCUAACUAUGCUUCUGUUUUGCAGGUCUGCAAACCCCUUUUAAGUCCUAGUUCUCAUUCACUGACUGAAAGCAGAGGUCUUGAUACUGAUGAGGAAUUACCACACAAAAUGUUUUAGAACCCGCUGAACUUUUAAUUAAACCAUGCUUAAAGGGUUUUUCACCCCACUCGGUAGCAUCUGGUACCUGAUGAAAGAAUCCUACUCGCCCGCUCUGUUCUGUAAUCUUCUGGCUGGGAUACGGUUGCGGUCACAUGCCUCUGCAGCCAGUGACUGGCUUCAGUGAUAACAUUUUCCCAGGCAGCAUGUCACAUGAGUAAUAUGCUUCUUGGGGGCGCAUCACUGCUGAGGCCAGUCAUAGGCUGCAGCAGCCCACCCGACCCCGUCCCUAAGUGAAAAGAGGCCAGAUCCUGGAGCACCCAUCUAAGCUUUAUCUACAUAAGAAUAGAUGACCUUUCCCCAUAAACCCGUGGUCGCUCGCCUACUCCGCCCAUCCCUGUCCUCCGUUAUGAAGCAGUUCCACACGUGAUUGUACGCCGGUCGUCAGGCACUAUAUAUAGUAUAUAUAUAUAUAUAUCUAUAUAAAUAUAUCUUACUGUACAGCAUUUUUUAGUCUGUAAAUGUUUUGCACAUUUUUUAAAGAUUUUUCUUUUAAUUGAUACAUUGAUUGUAAAACUUGGAGCAGCUGCAGAUGUGUGCGUGGAAGCGUCUGUGCGAUGUACUACUGUCUGUGCUUGUCAAACAUGGAGAUUUUAAUAUACUGAGCUACUUACUCGCUUCUGGGUGUUCUUAUACUGUACCUUCUUAUUAUGUACUGAAGCUUAUUAUACCUUUGCUGGCACGGGGUGGGGGCUGGGUUUUAUAUAUAAUAGACAUUCUUGAGACUCUGUCCCUGGAGAACACAAGCCCCUUUUAUAUCCUCCUCAUCUGCAAAUCCCCAGGCAGACUCUGGGGUGGUCGGCACCACAGGAACAGCGCCCUCAUGUGGCGGGGGCGAAGAUGUUCUCCCGAGGCAGAUCCUCUGUGCGCCGCUGUGCCAGCAACAUGUUCUAAGUGACCUGUCAUAGUAAAGAAACAUAAUCGACUUGAAUACAUAUUAUAUAAUGUGUCUGAGGCUGGAUCCAACACUAUUUUGUUAUGUUUUAUGAUGAAUUUUUUUAUGACUGCCCCACCCCCUUCUAUUUCUUACUCCUGAUGGAAUGGUUGCACUUGAACAAAUGGCUUCUAUGAAUCGAUAUCAUAAGAGUUAGAAAUCCGACAUGCAGGCGCCUCCUGUCCAAUUGUGUUUAUUAGCAUUAAAUAAAUUCGGUUUUAUCCCCCUUA
This is a messenger RNA of Bufo gargarizans (Asiatic toad), 11827 nucleotides long. It is a transcript of the gene MAP3K2, whose product is annotated as mitogen-activated protein kinase kinase kinase 2. Gene Ontology annotation, biological process: protein phosphorylation. The record is from RefSeq and is a predicted model, not a curated record. Gene Ontology annotation, molecular function: protein kinase activity; protein binding; ATP binding. The coding region runs from base 442 to 2313 and encodes 623 amino acids. Lineage: Eukaryota; Metazoa; Chordata; Amphibia; Anura; Bufonidae. The transcript has 17 exons.